Molecule: messenger RNA, 1791 nt
Organism: Gossypium raimondii (Peruvian cotton)
Lineage: Eukaryota; Viridiplantae; Streptophyta; Magnoliopsida; Malvales; Malvaceae
Exons: 10
Coding region: 222-1538 (438 amino acids)
Molecular function (GO): protein binding
Source: RefSeq, a predicted model, not a curated record
UAAAAGACGUAUUUUUGGCCGACAAUAACGAACCCCAAAACUAUCUUCAUUAUUAUCUCUAUGUUCUCUACUCCUUUUUCUACUUAAAAAUACAUAAAAUAAAUACUAAAAUAACAUAAUAAAACAACAAAUCACCCAAAGGCCAAAACCUUCCCAUCCCAGACCAAAUUUUGAUGUAAGAACAUCAUCCAUCUCUUCUUUUUUUUGAAUGCAAAUAUAGCAUGUCCCGUUUGCAACUGGAGGAUUUCUAUUACAUGGCUGAAGACAUCAUCGAUGAUAUGGAUGAAGACGACUAUGGUAGAGCUGGUGGAGACAUGGAUGCCCAUGAAUAUGACAUGCUGACCAAGGUGACUGAUACAUCUUCUAGUCAAGCACGGAAGGGGAAGGACAUUCAGGGGAUUCCAUGGGAAAGAUUGAACAUAACCAGGGAAGAUUAUAGAUUGACAAGGCUUGAACAGUAUAAGAAUUAUGAGAAUAUCCCGGCCUCUGGUGAUGCUGUUGUCAAGGAAUGCAAACAGAUGGAAAAAGGUGGGAACUACUAUGAGUUCUUCCACAACACUAGAUUAGUUAAGCCGACAAUCCUCCAUUUUCAGCUUCGAAACUUGGUUUGGGCUACUUCAAAGCACGAUGUUUACCUUAUGUCCAAUUAUUCAGUCAUGCAUUGGUCAUCAUUGUCAUGUCAUCUCUCUGAGAUCCUUAAUUUCUCUGGGCACGUGGCACCUACUGAGAAACAUCCGGGAAGUUUAUUAGAAGGUUUUACACAAACCCAAAUAAGUACACUGGCGGUCAAAGACAAUUUUAUGGUUGCAGGAGGUUUCCAAGGAGAGCUUACUUUUAAGCACUUGGACAGAAAAGGGGUAGCAUUUUGUACGCGAACAACCUAUGACGAUAAUGCAAUUACAAAUGCUAUUGAGAUAUACGACAGCUUGAGGGGUGGAAUCAAUUUUAUGGCUGCCAAUAAUGACUGUAGCAUGAGAGAAUAUGAUACGGAGAGAUUUCAGCUUCUAAACCAUCUCCGUUUCCCUUGGCCAGUAAAUCAUACAUCAGUCAGCCCUGACCGAAGGCUUAUUACUGUUGUUGGAGAUAGCUUGGAUGGGUUGCUUGUGGAUUUGCAAAACGGAAAGACUGUAGCAACGGUGGUAGGUCAUCUAGAUUACUCCUUUGCAUCUGCAUGGCACCCAGACGGGCGCAUAUUUGCCACUGGAAAUCAGGAUAAGACAUGCCGUGUGUGGGACGUUCGAAACCUUUCAAGGCCAGUUGCGACUCUCAAAGGAAACUUGGGUGCCAUACGAUCAAUCCGCUUUUCAUCCGAUGGUCAAUUCAUGGUGGCUGCUGAACCUGCAGAUUUUGUUCACGUGUAUAGUACGUGUGCCGAGUACGAGAAAAGACAAGAGAUUGACUUCUUUGGGGAGAUUUCGGGAGUAUCUCUGAGUCCAGACGAUGAAUCUUUGUAUAUAGGAAUAUGGGACAGAACGUAUGCAAGUUUGCUGCAAUACAACAAAAGACACACAUAUGCAUACUUAGAUUCGUACUUGUGAUAAUGUCAACUGCGUGCUGUUGUAGUUAUGGCGCUCUCUUUUGUGCUCUGUUUUGUUUGUGUAGGGUGAUAUGAAUGAAGAUUAAAUAUUAUAUGACAGUAUAAUAAGUGUAUGUUGUGUUAGAACUUUUCUAGAAAGGUGCAUGUACAGUACAAUAUCAUCCUCUAAAUCAUAUGCUAUUUGUAUGAUCGAUUUUCUGUUCUUAAAUGUAAGUUAAUAAUUGAGUAAAAUUAACUUGCUUGGAUAUUCAAAA